AUGUCUUGGUCCCUUAGUGGUUCAUCUCUAAUAGUAGAUCGUUUUUUAAUUAAUGAUACACAAAUUCAAUUAAAAAUUCUUUGUCGUGAACCAUCUGCAAAUGUAAAACAAACUCAAGGUCAAAUAAAAACAAAUUUAAAUAAAGAAUACGAAAAAACAAAAGUUCAAAUAUACGGUCGCAUUGGUCGUAUUGUUGAAUGUUUACCAUUAGAAUCUGGUGCAUCUAUGGCUAUAAAUCGAUUAUUCUCAAAAGAUAAUGAAGAUCCACAAUUUUUUUUACAAUAUUCUUAUGAACUUUCGUGGAAGCAAAUGGAACAAAGAACGUUUCGUAUGGAACAGGUUGAUUGUAAUUAUCCAGAAGAAUUAUAUUUUGAUGAAUAUAGUAAUAUAAGAGGACCAGAAAUCUCAUCAGAAAAAGCUGCAGAAUUAAUAAAACAAUUUUUAAAACAAGGACGUAAACAAAUGACUGCAAAUUCACAAAAUAACAUUCAUUAUCUUCGUACUGCUAAUCAAACGAUAAUAAAAUCAAAUGAUGAACAAUCUCCAUUAGCAUAUAUUUUAAAGAAACGAAACUUAAAUAGAUUACGAACAUGGAAUGAUGGUUAUUAUCUUAUUGAAAUAUUUCCACCAAAUUUUAUUGAUUUAAAUGGAUCUGAACCUGAUGUUGAUAUUAUUGUUACAAUGAAAAAUCGUCAUGGUGGUUAUAUAACAGCUGAUGAAUAUCCAAGAUUAAUUUUUUAUUGUGUUAUGUGUGGUAUCUAUGCUUUAUUUGCUAUAUUAUGGUUUAUUUGGUGCGCAUUCUAUUGGCAUGAAUUACUUAAAAUACAAUUUUUGAUUGGUGGUUUUAUUCUUAUUGGUAUGAUUGAAAAAUUAGCAUUGUUAGUUGAAUUUGAUACUGUUAAUCGACAUGGAUAUAAAGUUCAUUUAACUAUUGUUACAGCUGAAGUACUUUCAUGUUUAAAACGUACUGUGUUACGUAUGCUUGUUAUUAUUAUUGCAGUUGAUUAUGAUAUAGUUAAAUCACGUUUAGGAUCAUUAAAACAAAAAGUACUUGCGAUGAGUAUACUUUAUUUUGCAAUUGCUACAACAGAAGUAAUGCUUCGUUUAAAUACAAAAAAUGGUGAAAUAAAUAUUAAAGUAUUAAUAUCACGUAUACCAUUAGCUAUUGCUGAUAUAAUAAUUUAUUAUUGGAUAUUUACGGGUUUAGUUGAAACAACACGAAUAUUAUAUUUAAAAAAAAAUAUUAUUCAAUUGAAUGUUUAUCAACAUUUUACACAUACAAUUAUAUUUGCUAUUAUUGGAAGUGUAUUAUUUAUGAUUUGGUCAUUAAAAUCAUAUGUUUUCACUACAUGUAUUACCAAUUGGAGAGAAUUUUGGUUUGAUGAUGCAUUUUGGCAUAUACUUGUUUCAUUAAUUCUUCUUGUCAUCAUGUUUUUAUUUCGACCAUCAAAUAAUAAUCAACUUUAUGCUCUUGUUUCUUUACUUGAUCAUUUGGAUAAUGAUAAUGUUCACGAAGAGAAAAUGGAUGGAUUAAAUAAUAUCAAUAAAUCGGAUAUAUUUGAUUCGGUAAUAAUCUAUAAAAUAACAAAUAUUGAAAAUGGUUCAACAUCGAAGAAUGAAAAGCAACAACAAACAUCUUCGAAUCAUGAAACAAAAAUAUCAGUUAGUCGAGCUGAAGCUUCAAAUGAUAAUGAUGUCGUUGAAAAUGCUUUAAUACGAAUAGAAGAUAAUAUUCAAACAUCAAUCUUUGAUCAAGCAAUAGACUGUGAAUAUAAAAUUGUUAAUAACGAAUUAGCACGAUCAACAAUGCAAUAA
Molecule: messenger RNA, 1815 nt
Organism: Rotaria sordida
Lineage: Eukaryota; Metazoa; Rotifera; Eurotatoria; Philodinida; Philodinidae
Source: the annotation of a GenBank genome assembly